CGGUUUUCUCCGAGGAAAGCGCGCGCGUAUGCAUCUUCAGCCUGUCUGUGCGGUUUUCCCCUGUUCAGUUGGUUGCUAGAGCUACCACUAGUAUUUUGGCACACAGGCGAACGGUUAACGGCGUGGUUCCAAGUGAGAAGUUCUGUGUCUGUUUUCUCAAGAAGAAUAUUACACUACUGCGUGUACUGGUCAGCUGUCUGUUGAAUUACAGUUUGAUCAGUGGCACGGUUCGGAUGUUCUGAGAGUUCGAAAAGUGCCCCGGAAAUAGUGCCAUUAAUCCUUCACUCACAGUGCGAAGUGCGUGCAAACCGACAAAUCAACAAAUUCAAACGAAUGGAUUUUGUUAUGAAGUGUUGAAGUUAUUUCGGCGAAAUCGGCAUGGAAGCAGCACUGGGCGAGCUGUUGUGAAUGUGUAUGGUGGUCGGAAGGGGUAGCGGGAUUAAAAUUCUAUCACGAUGUGUGGCUCACAUGAGCGAAACAUAACAUUUAAAUUUAUAAUAUAAACAGAUUUUCCAGCUAUAAAUUUAGUAUUCGACGGCAGUUAUGAUGUUUCGCAGUAUUUUUUUUGGUGAUCAUAUGCAGGAAAAGCGUGUGUCAAGUACCCGCCACCGGAGCAACCUUGACACGAUGUGUUUACCGUAAAAGCGGAGUAGUACGGUCGUAAGUGAAAAUUAUGAUGUAGAGAGAACAGCCAAACAAAAACAAAUACUACAAGAACUGUGAGAGUAACCUCCCGCUAGUGUAAAUAGGAAACCGAGAAAUGAAACGGCAACCAAAGUGCGAAAUACCUCCAGCCAUUACAAGACAAUUGCUCGGCAAGUUCACGAACCGUACCGUUGGGAAAAUGUAAGCCGUGUGAAAAGUGCAAUAGCCUCUCGUGAAACGCGCAGAGUGAACAGAUUCGCCGGAACGUGUGGAAGAAUCCUGCCAGGAUUUGAAAUAUGGCCGAAAAAUGGCGAACGGCCAUUAUGAAAAUCCGGAAAGGCUUGGCUAUAAAAAAUGCAGAAGACAACGGGCCUACGAAAAAAGACCCUGCUAGUUCCGAUACGCUUUUCGACGGUGAACAACCGAGUCUAGAGGAGAUUCGCAGCUGGGGCAAAAGCUUCGACAAGCUGAUGCGGAGUCCCAGUGGGCGAAAGGCAUUCCGAGAGUUCCUUCGCUGCGAAUAUAGCGAGGAAAAUAUACUCUUCUGGCUGGCCUGUGAAGAGCUCAAAAAGGAAACUAACCCCGAGGCGAUAGAGGAGAAAGCUAGGUUUAUCUACGAAGAUUAUAUAUCGAUUUUAUCACCGAAAGAGGUGUCGUUAGAUUCUCGAGUACGAGAAAUAGUUAAUAGGAAUAUGGUGGAACCCACACCGCACACAUUUGACGAAGCUCAACUACAAAUUUAUACACUAAUGCAUAGAGAUUCGUACCCGAGAUUUAUAAACUCACCACAAUUCAAAACCCUGGCACAAAUACCGGAUGGUGUUUCCGCGUCUGGUUCAACGGCGGAGAGUCCUAGCAAUUAGGAGGAAGAUGGCAGAUGGCCGGACGAGGGUGGGUGAAGGAACAGUGAUCGCGUGCAACGGACAAACAUGUAAUUUAUUUAAAAUAAACGCUACAGAAAAUUAUCGACAAGGGAGAGAGUCGGAAGAAGCGGGGGACAUCUGGAUGGAAAUAAUCAUAUUAACAAGCAUUAAUCGAAGUUUUAAACAAUAAAGAGCGACGGGACGGGACGCGAUUGCGAAGGUAACAAGAGAAAAAUGUGACCCAAAUAGAACACUAUGAUUAGUUAUUUAAAAUAAAGAAUGCAGAUUAAAACAUUAAAGAAAAACAACAAAAAGGCAAAUAAAAUUAAAUUUUAUAUAAACAUUAUACAACUUGACGAAAAUGGAUCGAAAUAGUGUUCCCUCCGGGAGGUUAAGAGCCGUUGGGAGGGAGAGUUACAGAUAUGAUACACGUAAUUCACUGAUCAUUUUAAGCGUUACUGUAAAUUAUAGAUGGACGUUAAUAAACAAAAAUGAAGAAACAAAUAAUAAACAGAAAUGAAAUAACCCCAAGCAGAAAGCAUGCUCUAAACGAUGUAAUCAAUAGCCAAAAAAAGAGGAAACAAAUUAUAUAUACAUGAAUUACAUGAAACAUUAUUCAACACAAAGGCAGGAUUUCAGUUUUUAAACUAAGAAACAAACGACAAUGAAGCAUAGGGAAAUCAGUUCUCCAUCUAUUUUUUCAUUAGUUAGCUUCAUAUUUUGGUCAUCUUUUUUCAAGUUACAAAAUAGAUUAAAAUUCUAAGCUAACAAAAAGAAAACUUAUCACACGAAGAAGGAUACACAUCAAACCAAAAAUAGAGAACACUCUCAAUCACACGCACCCACAGAUUAAAAGAGUCAUUAUUUUUCUCACUUUUGAUGAAUCGAAAAACAAGGAUGGAAAACGUGAACAUUAUCAAACGUGGAAGAACGUUACAAUACUUUUACACUUUAUGUGAAACGAGCAGCACAAAGUUAAAUGUAAGACCUAAUUAGAUGAAAUGGGAAAGGAAACAUAGUUUAUCUUUAUCUAUUGAAAAUCUUUAUCUUAAAUACCUACAAACCAAACAAAAGAACAUAGUGAAAUGAAUCAACAAUUGCUUUAACGUUCUGUGUUCUGCUGAAACAUUUAAGUAUUACCCACAUUUUUUAAACUCGUAAGCCUGAAAAUGACUACUGUUAAAGCAACUGCUAUUUAUAAAUCGUUGAAAAUUUUAUAGUUUUGAUAUGUACCGAUCGUUUUAUUCGUUUUCCGUUUACUCAAGUGUCUGUUAAUUAGCUCAAUUUCCGGAAAGAACUCAGAAUGAGUUCUUUUUCUAGUUUUUGUUUUACGUUACAUUUUUACGAAGGCCUAUUCGAUUUUAUGAUAUAAUGCAUAAGGUUCAUGCGCUCUAUUGUUAGUUAAAAAUCAAAUGAUGAGGUAUUCUAGUCAAACAUAAGGAAGAAUCCAAUGAACAAGUGUGUAUUGUUUUAGGAUAACCGAUUAACUGACAUCGUCCUUAAAACGGGAAUAGAAAGCACACAAACCCAGCAAACGCCCACACAAUCCAACUCUAGUCUCGUAGCCUGGCAGAGCGAGGGAAGAUGUUGAAAAUGUUUUCGAAUCGUAGUCGAACGUAUAUUUUUUCUACCCCUCAUGAGUAGCUAAGCAGGAGAAAAUCCUACAUCCUCUCACCCUCAAUUGUUAAAACACGAAAGAAUAUAAGCAAAAAAAAAACUAUUGUUGUCGUCUUUAGCGAAAUAAAGUGUACAUUCUAGACAAAAACCCCCGUUCAACAACAAAGAACAAAACCCAUGCAAACAACAUACGCAUGAAGAACACGAACAAACAUCAUUCUAUGGCCCAACUACUACUAGGAUAGAUUAGACGGAGAAUCAAAUUUCAGCGAGAAUCCUUCUAAUAUAAGCAUCUCUUACGCGCAGCGUACGGCGAUCAGUGUCCCUGCAGUUCAGCUUUCGGUUUUAAUUAAAUGCCACUGUUCAAUCGGAAAUUUUGCCUAAAUCGGUUGCAAUCACUUCCUCAUGACCCAUAUUUUACACCACAGUAGCAAUAGUUAACAUACAAAGUAGACACUAUCACUUUUAAUGCAGAAAAGAAAAAUCGCAGACGACUGUUCGCCGGGUGCUGUGUCUGAACACGCAAUAAAACAAAAAAAAGUUUAAAAUAAGAACAAGAAUAGUCCAACAUAUACAAAUUUGUGUGUAAACAUUUCUGUUUCCAAUUAUUUACACAGUUUCAUCGCUUUUUGGUUCGAGUGAAAUGUUCAAAUAAAGAAAAAACGAGAAAAGAAAACAAAUAACAAGAAGCAAACUUUUAUAACACAUUAAUUAGGAGGUGAAGAACACGGUCUCGUAAGUAAAUAAACAAGAACAAGAAACCUAUAUUCAAGCAAAACUUUUAUACGAGAUAAGGUUUUACAAAUUGUAAUUAUAAACGGAAACUGAACAACGGCGACUUGGACCAGUCGCAAUCAGAGUAAAUCACACAACAUGACCGUUUAGAAGAACAAACGAGCAACAACAAAAAUCGUGUUUAAUUGCAUUUUUAUCUAUUUAUUUCGUUUGAGUUUUACGUGUGAUGGCCACCAGUUGUUUUCGUUAUAUUUUGUUCCAGUUUACAGCUGUGACCAGGAUCGUGUAAGUGGUAGCAAUGAUAGUUUUUAGAUCGUGUUACUUUGCAUACAGUGUUCAGUUCUCUGUUUUAGUAAACAUUCAAUCGAACAACAACGUAGUGAAAGGAUGCUAAUUUUCUUACUUGCAUACUUUUAUAUAGUAUUUAUUCAAAGAUGAACCAGAUAAAACUACAUUAACAAUUAGCUGAAGUAAGAAAGUAAAUAAUAAAAAAAGAUAAAAAAAAAUAUCGCAAACUUGUUGUUUAUACUUCGAUUUCAUAUGAAAAAAAGGAAAGUAAUGUAAAACCAAAAACAGUAAAAUGAACACUUAAAUAUGCACCAACAGAGAAGGAUUAAAGGAAAA
This is a messenger RNA of Ochlerotatus camptorhynchus, 4484 nucleotides long. RefSeq names its product Double hit (gene Dhit). The coding region runs from base 942 to 1508 and encodes 188 amino acids. The record is from RefSeq and is a predicted model, not a curated record. The transcript is spliced from 6 exons. Lineage: Eukaryota; Metazoa; Arthropoda; Insecta; Diptera; Culicidae.